Mangifera indica (mango) is the source of this 2654-nucleotide messenger RNA. Its product is annotated as NADPH--cytochrome P450 reductase-like. Gene Ontology annotation, cellular component: cytosol. Gene Ontology annotation, molecular function: flavin adenine dinucleotide binding; NADPH-hemoprotein reductase activity; FMN binding. The coding region runs from base 264 to 2336 and encodes 690 amino acids. The transcript has 18 exons. Lineage: Eukaryota; Viridiplantae; Streptophyta; Magnoliopsida; Sapindales; Anacardiaceae. The record is from RefSeq and is a predicted model, not a curated record.
AAAAGUUUGACAAGACGACAAGCUCCUUUUUCAACGCAUGAACUCUCGAAAUCAAAACGAACCAAAUAACCACCUCUCUCUUUCUCAAACUUCCCUUCACUUUCUUUUCAUUUCCUCAAAACGCAGCGCGUGUCCCGUCAUUCAUCUUUUGCCCACUUUAAUUUAGAGAGAACCGAGAACACCCUCGUUUCUCUCUCUACAACCGUUACAAUUUUAUUUAUUUUUAUAAUUACACAGGGACAAAUUGUAAAAUAAUUAAAAAAAUGAGUUCGGAUUCCGCUUUUGUCAAGUUUGUGGAGUCGUUGCUAGGGGUAUCGCUGGGAGGUUUUGAGUCGAACACGAUGCUGUUGGCGGUAACGACCGCCUUUGCGGUGCUAAUUGGUUUGCUGGUCCUCGUAUGGAGGAAAUCUGUGGAUCGAAGUAAAGAAGUGAAGCUGAAUGUGCCGCCUCAGCCGGUGGUAGUCUCUGACGAGCAGGAUGAGAUCGAUGUCGCUUCUGGCAAGAUUAAAGUUACUAUAUUUUACGGUACUCAGACUGGGACUGCCGAGGGCUUUGCUAAGGCUUUGGCAGAAGAAAUCAAAGCAAGAUAUGAGAAAGCAGCUGUUAAAGUUGUUGACUUGGAUGAUUAUGCUGUUGAUGAUGAUCAAUAUGAAGAGAAACUGAAGAAAGAGACUUUAGUCUUUUACAUGGUGGCCACGUAUGGAGAUGGAGAGCCUACUGAUAAUACUGCCAGAUUUUACAAAUGGUUUACUGAGGGAAAUGAGAAGGGAGCCUGGCUUCAGCAGCUAACCUAUGGCGUUUUUGGUCUUGGUAACCGCCAAUAUGAACAUUUUAAUAAGAUAGCAAAGGUUCUUGAUGAACAACUUUGUGAAAAAGGUGGAAAGUGUCUUGUUCCAGUUGGGUUAGGGGAUGAUGAUCAGUGCAUUGAGGAUGAUUUUGCUGCUUGGAGAGAAUUACUGUGGCCCGAGUUAGAUAAAUUGCUCCGAGAUGAAGAUGAUGCAAAUACUGUAUCUACCCCAUAUACAGCAGCUAUUCCCGAAUAUCGUGUAGUGAUUCAUGAUCCCACUGUUACAUCUUAUGAGGAUAAUUACUCAAACAUGACCAAUGGAAGUGCUUUUGAUAUCCACCAUCCUUGCAGAGUAAAUGUGGCUGUCCAAAGAGAGCUUCACAAACCUGAAUCUGACCGCUCUUGCAUACAUCUUGAGUUUGACAUAUCAGGGACUGGUAUUAUAUAUGAAACAGGAGACCAUGUGGGCGUUUAUGCUGAGAACCUCGAUGAAACUGUUGAAGAAGCUGUAAAGUUGUUGUGCCAACCUUUAGAGAUGAUGUUUACUAUUCAUACAGAUAAUGAAGAUGGUACUCCCCUUGGAAGCUCACUGCCACCUCCUUUCCCUGGUCCAUGCUCUCUACGCAUGGCAUUGGCACGAUAUGCAGAUCUCUUGAACCCUCCUCGUAAGGCUGCUUUGAUUGCUUUGGCUGCCCAUGCCACUGAACCUGGUGAAGUGGAGAGACUCAAGUUCUUAUCAUCACCUCAGGGGAAGGACGAGUACACACAAUGGGUCGUAGCCAGUCAGAGAAGUCUUCUUGACGUUAUGGCCGAGUUCCCAUCAGCGAAACCUCCCCUUGGUGUAUUUUUUGCUGCUGUAGCCCCUCACUUACAGCCUCGUUACUAUUCUAUCUCUUCCUCACCUAGAUUUGCCCCUGAUAGGGUUCAUGUAACAUGUGCUCUAGUUUAUGGUCCAACUCCCACUAAUAGAAUACACAAAGGGGUGUGUUCAACCUGGAUGAAGAAUGCAGUUCCUCUUGAGAGAAGUCUUGAUUGUAGCUGGGCCCCUAUUUUCAUCAGAUCAUCUAAUUUUAAGUUACCAGCUGAUCCCUCCAUUCCAAUUGUCAUGGUAGGACCUGGGACUGGAUUGGCACCAUUUAGAGGAUUUCUACAGGAAAGAAGUGUCCUGAAAGAAAAUGGUGCUCAACUUGGUCCUGCUCUGCUCUUCUUUGGAUGUAGAAAUCGUCGGAUGGAUUUUAUUUAUGAGGAUGAGCUAUACAAUUUUGUGGAACAAGGUGUUAUAUCUGAGCUGAUUGUUGCAUUCUCACGGGAGGGACCACAAAAGGAAUAUGUUCAACAUAAGAUGAUAAACAAAGCAGCAUAUUUGUGGAGUUUAAUUUCUAAGGAAGGAUAUCUUUAUGUAUGUGGUGAUGCCAAGGGUAUGGCAAGAGAUGUUCAUCGCACUUUGCACAUCAUUGUUCAGGAGCAGGAAAAUGUGGACUCAUCGAAGGCAGAGUCUAUCGUGAAGAAACUCCAGAUGGAUGGACGAUAUCUUAGAGAUGUGUGGUGAUGGUUGUUGUUAUCAUUUCUCUAUAAUUGUUUUAGGUGAUAUUAUAUACAGGGGUGGAGCUCAAGCUUCUUUGACUGCACUUACAGAGAAGUAGCAAAGAUGGUGAUAGUGGUACCAAAGGUGCUAAAUGUAACUGGCAUCUUCAGAAAAUUAAAAUGACUUCUUGUCAUAUGUUUAUCUUAGUUUUUGAUUUCUGAAUAAAAGAUCAAAUGUUUUUGAACUUUGAUCUGAUUCAGAGGUUUUACCUGAGUACCUGUCAGAAAACAUGUUUGGAUGGAUGGAAAAUGGUGUUGAAUAAAACCUGUACUUUACUUUGUA